Kogia breviceps (pygmy sperm whale) is the source of this 4225-nucleotide messenger RNA. RefSeq names its product rubicon autophagy regulator (gene RUBCN). Gene Ontology annotation, cellular component: late endosome; early endosome. Lineage: Eukaryota; Metazoa; Chordata; Mammalia; Artiodactyla; Physeteridae. The record is from RefSeq and is a predicted model, not a curated record. Gene Ontology annotation, molecular function: phosphatidylinositol phosphate binding. Gene Ontology annotation, biological process: negative regulation of autophagosome maturation; negative regulation of endocytosis.
GAAGCGGGGGUGGCAGGGCUAGAAACAGCAGCUGAGGCAGCAGUCACUGCCUUUGCUGUCACCCGGCUGUAGUGCAUCACUCUGAGCCCACUGGCCGUGGGUGCCUCCUCGGUUCCCGGGGGACUCCGGGAGCCCUGAGGGGCGAAGCGACGGGGACGCCUCUCUUAAGAGAAGAGGCGACGUCGCAGCCCCGGAUGCGGGCAGAGGGCGCGGGAAUGGAGCUUGGCGGCUGCGAGGAGGGCUUGCCGGAGGAGAGCAGGAAGGAGCACUGGCAGUUGCUGGGUAAUUUGAAGACUACUGUGGAGGGUUUAGUAUCAGCUAACAGCCCCAAUGUCUGGUCCAAGUAUGGUGGCCUGGAGCGGCUUUGCAGGGACAUGCAGAGCAUCCUCUACCAUGGGCUCAUCCAUGACCAGGUGUAUUGCCGCCAGACUGAUUACUGGCAAUUUGUGAAAGACAUCCGCUGGCUCAGUCCCCACUCAGCCCUUCAUGUAGAGAAGUUCAUCAACUUGCAGGAGAACGUCCAGAGCAGCACUGAUGGCAUGAGUGAGCGUGCCGUUGCGGAGCUGUGGCUGCAGCAUAGCUUGCAGUGCCACUGUCUCUCAGCCCAGCUCCGACCUCUGCUGGGGGAUAGACAGUAUAUCAGAAAAUUCUACACAGAUACUGCUUUCCUGCUAAGCGACUCCCAUGUCACGGCCAUGCUCCAAUGCCUAGAAGCAGUGGAACAGAACAACCCUCGUCUCCUGGCUCAGAUUGAUGCAUCUAUGUUUGCCAGAAAGCAUGAGAGCCCGCUGCUGGUGACAAAGAGCCAGAGCCUGACAGCUCUGCCUGGUUCCACAUACACCCCUUCAACCAGUUAUGCUCAGCAUUCCUACUUUGGGUCCUUCUCUAGCCUCCACCAGUCCAUACCCCACCAUGGCUCAGAAAGAAGAUCUACUUCCUUUUCACUCUGUGGCCCAUGCCAGAAACCUCAAGAAAGCAGAGGACAUGUCUCGCCAGCAGAGUAUCAAACCGUCCAAGCCCCCCUGCUUCCAAUCUCUGCAUUAGCUGGGGACUCCCGCUCAACCCCAAAUGAGAUGAGCUCCAGCACUCUGACCAGCCCCUUAGAAGCACCCUGGGUCAGCAGCCAGAAUGAUUCCCCAAGUGAUGCCAGUGAGGGGCCUGAGUACUUGGCCAUUGGCAACCAGGACCCCCGAGGCCGGACCGCCAGCUGUCAGAGUCACAGCAGCAAUGCUGAGAGCAACAGCUCCAAUUUGUUCUCCUCCAGCAGCUCCCAGAAGCCAGAUUCUGCUGCUUCGUCUCUAGGGGACCAAGAGGGAGGUGGGAAGAGCCAGUUGUCCAAUGUCCUUCGCAGGUCUAGCUUCUCAGAGGGGCAAACACUCACUGUCACUGGUGGAACAAAGAGGAGCCAUACUCGCUCCCAUUCGGAUACCAACAUUGCCUCCAGAGGAGCCCCAGGAGGCCCCAGGAGUAUCACCAUUAUAGUUGAAGAUCCCAUUGCAGAAUCCUGCAGUGAUAAGUCGAAGUUGAGAGGUCCCUUGUCCUACUCUGGUCACAGCAGUGAAGUCAGCACACCCAGCUCUCUGUACAUGGAGUAUGAGGGCAGUCAGUACCUGUGCUCAGGAGAAGGCAUGUUCCGAAGACCAUCAGAGGGACAGUCCCUCAUCAGCUACCUGUCUGAGCAAGACUUUGGCAGCUGUGCAGACCUGGAAAAGGAAAAUGCCCACUUCAGCAUCUCAGAAUCCUUGAUUGCUGCCAUUGAGCUGAUGAAGUGCAACAUGAUGAGCCAGUGCCUAGAAGAGGAGGAAGGGGAGGAGGACAGUGACAGGGAGAUCCAGGAACUGAAGCAGAAGAUCCGCCUUCGUCGCCAGCAGAUCCGCACCAAGAAUCUGCUCCCUGUGUACCAGGAGACUGAGUAUGGAAGCUUUCGGGUCACUUCCAGCAGCUCCCAGUUCAGUUCACGUGAUUCAGCACAGUUCUCUGACUCUGGCUCUGCUGAUGAGGUUGAUGAAUUUGAAAUCCAAGAUGGUAGUGAAGGAUCUAACCUGACUCACAUGUCAAAGAAUGGACUCUCAGUGUCAGUGGCCUCGCUGUUUUCAGAUGCUGACAUCAGAAGGAGCACACUCUCAAACAACAAAUCAUUUGUUUCCUCCCAGCCCUUCUCUCACUGCUUCCUACACUCUACAUCUGCUGAGGCAGUGGCCAUGGGGCUCCUGAAGCAGUUUGAGGGAAUGCAGCUCCCAGCCGCCUCAGAGCUAGAGUGGCUCGUUCCAGAGCACGAUGCCCCUCAGAAGCUCCUGCCCAUCCCUGACUCACUGCCUAUCUCACCAGAUGACGGGCAGCAUGCUGACAUCUACAAGCUACGUAUUCGUGUUCGAGGCAACCUGGAGUGGGCCCCACCCCGGCCUCAGAUAAUUUUUAAUGUUCAUCCAGCCCCAACGAGGAAAAUCGCUGUGGCCAAGCAGAAUUACCGCUGUGCAGGAUGUGGCAUCCGGAGUGACCCUGAUUACAUCAAGCGGCUGCGGUACUGCGAGUACUUGGGCAAGUACUUCUGUCAGUGCUGCCACGAGAAUGCCCAGAUGGUUAUCCCCAGCCGAGUUCUGCGCAAGUGGGACUUCAGCAAGUACUACGUCAGCAAUUUCUCCAAGGACCUGCUCAUUAAGAUCUGGAACGAUCCUCUCUUCAAUGUGCAGGACAUCAACAGUGCCCUCUAUAGGAAGGUCAAGCUGCUCAAUCAAGUCCGGCUGCUGCGGGUCCAGCUGUGUCACAUGAAGAACAUGUUCAAGACAUGCCGACUGGCCAAAGAGCUUCUGGACUCCUUUGACACAGUUCCAGGCCACCUGACAGAGGAUCUCCACCUGUACUCGCUGAAUGACCUGACUGCAGCCAGGAAGGGAGAGCUGGGGCCCCAACUCGCUGACCUCACCAGGGCGGGGGCUGCCCAUGUAGAGCGAUGCAUGCUCUGCCAAGCCAAGGGCUUCAUCUGUGAGUUCUGUCAGAAUGAGGAUGACAUCAUCUUUCCCUUUGAGCUCCAUAAGUGCCGGACCUGUGAAGAGUGUAAAGCGUGUUACCAUAAAGCUUGUUUCAAGUCUGGAAGCUGUCCCCGCUGUGAGCGGCUGCAGGCCCGGCGGGAGUUGCUGGCCAAGCAGAGCCUGGAGUCCUACAUGUCAGACUCUGAGGAGGAACCCACCGAGGCCGUGGCCCUGGAGGCCACCGUCCUGGAGACCACCUGAAGAAAGCACGUAAAGCACUCUUUCUAGGGGCUAGGGUCACACAUAGUGCAGAACUGAGCCACCUUUUUAAGGACUUUCCACUUGUUUUUUUUUUUUUUAAUUAUUAUCAUCAUUAUUAAUUUUUAUGACCUGUCUAAUGUCCAUGUACAGUCAACCUUAUUUAGGUUGGUGGGGUCCAGUCUGUUGUGACAAUUUAUAGGUACCAAGUAUUUCCAUCAGAACUGACACAUGGGUCCCUAAGUGAAGCUUCUAGUGCCUCUGUCAGGGGAACGGACAGGGAGACCCAGUUCUUCUGACAUCCAUGGCCUUCUCCACUUGGACCAGAUCUGGUUUCAGCUGCAUCUCAAGUAUCAUUUCCAGUUUUAUUUUGUUGUAAUUCUGGAGCUUCUGAGCCAGGCCUUUCUCAGCGAACUCACUUCUCCUUUGCUGCUGAAACAGGAGGAUGGAGUUUUCUCUCUCCCAGUCCUGGAAUAGGGUCAGACUGUGCCCUGAGGAGAAGCAGCAGAGAAUGGGACUACAUAAUGGGUAUUCUUAUUUAGGUGUUUUUGAGGCCAUAAAAACAGCAUUAUUGCUACCUUAGAACUUUCAGAGACCUCAAGGAGGCAGUCAUGACUUCCUUGUUCGAAAUAUUCUAGGCAUAGAUGAUGUCACAGGCUGACUUUCUUUAUCUUCCCUGGGGGACUUGACACAAAGAACAGAACUGAUACUUACACCAGGCCCAUUUCUAGCAUAAGUGAUGGUACAACUCUGUUGUUUAUGGAGCAUUUAUUGAGUCAGAGGGGCUGUUGGCCUCCUCUUAGGUGAUCAGGUCCCUUUUAGUCAACAUAGCUCUGGUGCAGAUUUGAUCUUUCAAGCUCAGGCAAGUCCCUGACGCCAUACUAAACUGAGGACAGAAACCCCAUCCACCAUUUUAUCAGUGGGUCUCUUGCCACUGUGUCCUCUGUUAGGUGGUCAGUGUGGUUCUGAGUAGAAGCCUGGCCCAACUCCAUGCCCUC